Molecule: messenger RNA, 582 nt
Organism: Paracoccidioides brasiliensis Pb18
Exons: 3
Coding region: 1-582 (193 amino acids)
Source: RefSeq, a predicted model, not a curated record
AUGUUGCUCUCCGUUCUCCUCUCUGUUGUGUCUCUGCUGGUGAUGACGGGUAUCGCUGCCCAAACUUUCCCCCCUGAUUUCAACCUAGGUGCUGUCCCGACCGACCAAAAAUAUGCCUGGUGUGAUUCCCAGUCCGCCGCUUGCCCUGCCAUCUGCCAGAACUUUGCCUCGGUCAAUAAGUGCAGCGCAAGUGAUCUGAGCUACACCUGCACCUGCGGGGACGGAACCACCCCCGACCUGACCAAGUAUAAGAGCACGAUGCCGUUCUUCAUCUGCACCUCGACCUUUGCCCAAUGUAUUGCAAGCCACCCCGAUGACCUGAUGGGUCAGAGAGCCUGCAAGGAGAACCAGUCCAAAUGUCUCGGCACUCAGGAUCCUUUUAAAUCAAAGGGGGAGAUCACUUCCAGCGCCAGACCAACCAAGACCCAAGAAGCGCAGAUCUCAAGCAACAUCCCCACCGUCACCCAAAAUACAAGUUCCUCAAAGACCAGCAACCCAGCUUCCACCCUCCGUGUGCCUCAUGAUUCCUCUGCUAGCAUCCUAGUUGCCGCUUUCCUCGCGGCUUUCAAGCUUUUCAUGUAG